CAAGUCCGCCAUAUUGGAUCCACGCUGGAAGUUGCCGGCUGGCAAUAACAUAAUUUUCUGAGGAACAAAUACACAAUAAAGAAAAGUUGCAGGUGGUUGGAUUGCAGAAUGUUAACAAAGUUUGAAACGAAGUCAGCCAGGGUGAAAGGAAUAUCCUUUCACCCAAAGCGGCCAUGGAUCUUGUCCAGUUUACACAAUGGAGUGAUCCAACUGUGGGACUACAGAAUGUGUACACUGAUCGACAAGUUUGAUGAACAUGAUGGCCCUGUUCGAGGAAUCUGUUUCCAUAACCAGCAGCCUCUGUUUGUCUCUGGUGGAGAUGAUUACAAAAUUAAGGUGUGGAAUUAUAAACAGAGAAGGUGUCUUUUCACAUUACUUGGACAUCUGGAUUACAUUAGAACAACUUUCUUUCAUCACGAAUAUCCAUGGAUUCUCAGUGCAUCAGAUGACCAGACGAUACGUAUCUGGAACUGGCAGUCAAGAAACUGUGUGUGUGUGUUAACAGGCCACAGUCAUUAUGUGAUGUGUGCCCAGUUUCACCCCAGUGAAGACUUGGUAGUCUCUGCCUCUCUGGAUCAGUCCGUGAGAGUGUGGGACAUUUCAGGUUUGCGUAAGAAGAACGUAGCCCCAGGACCUGGAGGUCUAGAAGAUAGGCUGCGAAACCCCAACCAGACUGACCUGUUUGGGACGUCUGACGCCAUAGUGAAGCAUGUGCUCGAGGGGCACGAUAGGGGCGUCAACUGGGUCUCCUUUCACCCCACACUCCCUCUCAUUGUCUCGGGAGCUGAUGAUAGACAGAUUAAACUGUGGAGGAUGAAUGAGUCCAAGGCAUGGGAGGUGGACACCUGCCGUGGUCACUACAACAAUGUGUCCUGUGUCCAGUUCCAUCCCAGACAGGAGCUGAUACUCAGCAACUCUGAGGACAAGAGCAUCCGUGUAUGGGACAUGUCUAAAAGGACUGGAGUGCAGACAUUCCGCCGUGAGCAUGACAGGUUCUGGGUGCUGGGGGCACACCCAAGCCUCAACAUCUUUGCAGCAGGACACGACAGCGGCAUGCUCAUCUUCAAACUGGAACGCGAACGCCCUGCCUACGCAGUGUACCAAAACACACUGUUCUAUGUCAAGGAGCGAUUCCUGCGCAAGUUGGAUUUCACGACUUCCAAAGAUGUGGCUGUGAUGCAGUUGAGGGGAGGCUCUAGGACCCCUGUGUACAGCAUGUCCUACAACCCUGCAGAGAACUCAGUCCUCCUCUGUACGAGAGCGUCCAAUGUGGAGAACAGCACCUAUGACCUGUAUGUUAUCCCCAAGGAUUCCGACUCACAGAACCCAGAUGCUCCAGAAGGGAAGAGGUCUUCAGGACUGUCAGCUGUCUGGGUGGCUAGGAACAGGUUUGCUGUGCUGGACAGGUCCCAUACUAUUGUGUUGAAGAACUUAAAGAAUGAGAUCACUAAGAAGACCCAGGCUCAGAAUGCAGAGGACAUCUUCUAUGCAGGGACAGGCUGCUUGUUGAUUAAGGAUCAAGAUGGGGUCACCCUCUUUGAUGUGCAGCAGAAGAGAACCCUGGCCACAGUGAAGUUAUCCAAGGUGAAAUAUGUAGUAUGGUCCAGUGAUAUGUCCCAUGUGGCUUUACUCAGCAAACAUGCCAUUGCUAUCUGCAACAGGAAGCUAGACAACCUGUGUACCAUCCAUGAGAACAUCCGUGUGAAGAGUGGGGCCUGGGACGAGAGUGGGGUGUUUGUCUACACAACUAGUAACCACAUCAAAUAUGCACUGGUCAAUGGUGACCAUGGCAUCAUCCGCACCCUGGACCUCCCUAUCUACAUCACCCGUAUCAAGGGGAACAGUGUCUACUGCCUGGACAGAGAGUGCAGACCCAGGGUGCUGGGCAUUGACCCCACUGAGUUCAAGUUUAAACUGGCGCUGGUCAACAGGAAGUAUGAUGAGGUCCUGCACAUGGUGCGUAACGCCAAGCUGGUAGGCCAGUCCAUCAUAGCGUACCUGCAGAAAAAGGGCUACCCUGAGGUGGCGCUCCACUUUGUGAAGGACGAGAGGACGCGCUUUGGGCUGGCGCUGGAGUGUGGAAACAUUGAGAUUGCUCUAGAAGCAGCCAGGGCACUGGACGAUAAGAAUUGCUGGGAGAAAUUAGGCGAGGUUGCUCUGCUACAGGGGAAUCAUCAGAUUGUAGAAAUGGCGUACCAGCGAACCAAGAACUUCGACAAACUGUCUUUCCUGUAUCUCAUCACUGGAAACCUGGAGAAGCUGAGGAAGAUGAUGAAGAUUGCUGAGAUCAGAAAGGACACCAGUGGUCACUUCCAGACUGCCCUCUACCUUGGGGAUGUCAACGAGAGGGUCAAGAUUCUCAAGGGAUGUGGACAAAAAUCCCUGGCUUACUUGACUGCAGCCACUCAUGGCCUAGAAGAAGAAGCAGCUGAACUGAGAGAGACCUUUGACCCUGAAAAGGACAAGUUACCUGAGGUGUACCCCAAUGCGGCCCUCCUCCAGCCCCCAUGUCCUAUCACACAGCAGGAGUCUAACUGGCCCCUCCUCACUGUCACCAAGGGGUUCUUUGAGGGGGCCAUGGCUGCUAAAGCAGGCAAGGCUGCCAGUGGCGGUGUAUCCAUGAUGGCUGCUGAUGAGACAGAGGAAGCAGGAUGGGGAGAAGACGCAGAACUGGUGCUUGAUGAUGAUGGUUUUGGCCCCCCUGGCGAGGGUAUGGAUGACAUCAUUCCAGGUGGAGAGGAAGGCGGUGGCUGGGACGUGGGAGACGAUGACUUGGAGCUACCCGCUGACCUGGAGGUGGGUCCUGUCACAGAAGCUGGAGAGGAAGGAUAUUUUGUACCUCCCACCAAGGGUACCAGCCAGGCCCAGGUGUGGUGUAACAACUCCCAACUGCCAGUGGAUCACCUGCUGGCAGGCUCCUUUGAGACGGCUAUGAGGCUGCUCCAUGACCAGAUAGGUGUUGUUUCCUUUGAUGAGUACAAACAGAUCUUCCUCCAGACCUACUCCAGGUCCAGAUCAAUGUACCUGGGCCUGCCUUCCCUACCACCACUGUAUGGAUAUCCACAUAGGAACUGGAAAGAAGCAGGUGCCAGGAAUGGACUGCCUGCCUGUGGUCUGAAGCUGGCCAGCUUGGUCCAGCGACUGCAGACAGCAUACCAGAUGACCACCCAGGGCAAGUUUGCUGAGGCCGUGGACAGAUUUAGGUCCAUACUGCUCAGUGUGCCUCUACUGGUGGUGGAUACAAAACAGGAGAUCACAGAGGCCCAGCAAUUGAUAGAGAUCUGUAGAGAAUAUAUAGUAGGACUUAGUAUGGAACUGAAGAGAAAAGAAAUGCCAAAAGAAAAUUUAGAACAACAAAAGAGACUUUGUGAGAUGGCUGCAUAUUUCACCCACUGCAACCUUCAACCAGUCCAUCUCAUCUUGACACUGAGGACAGCGCUCAAUUUGUUCUUCAAGUUGAAAAAUUAUAAAACUGCCGCCAGUUUUGCCAGGAGACUGUUAGAGCUUGGUCCCAAGCCAGAUGUAGCUCAGCAGACAAGAAAAAUUCUCCAGGCUUGUGAAAAGAAUCCAACAGACACUCACGAACUUAAAUAUGAUCAGCACAAUCCCUUUGACAUUUGUGCAGCAACAUACACUGCUAUCUACAGAGGUAAGCCAGUGGCUAAGUGUCCCCUCAGUGGUGCCUGUUACCUGCCAGAGUACAAAGGACAGGUGUGCAGGGUAACACAGGUGACAGAGAUUGGAAAAGACUGCAUAGGGCUCAGAAUAAGUCAGCUUCAGUUUAGAUAAUGCUGAUACAGUGAUUGG
Lingula anatina is the source of this 3807-nucleotide messenger RNA. RefSeq names its product coatomer subunit alpha. Gene Ontology annotation, molecular function: structural molecule activity; protein binding. Gene Ontology annotation, biological process: intracellular protein transport; endoplasmic reticulum to Golgi vesicle-mediated transport; retrograde vesicle-mediated transport, Golgi to endoplasmic reticulum. Gene Ontology annotation, cellular component: COPI vesicle coat. NCBI's taxonomy places the organism in Eukaryota, Metazoa, Brachiopoda, Lingulata, Lingulida, Lingulidae. The record is from RefSeq and is a predicted model, not a curated record.